Erinaceus europaeus (western European hedgehog) is the source of this 3094-nucleotide messenger RNA. RefSeq names its product FtsJ RNA 2'-O-methyltransferase 3 (gene FTSJ3). The coding region runs from base 190 to 2700 and encodes 836 amino acids. Gene Ontology annotation, cellular component: preribosome, large subunit precursor; nucleus; nucleolus. NCBI's taxonomy places the organism in Eukaryota, Metazoa, Chordata, Mammalia, Eulipotyphla, Erinaceidae. Gene Ontology annotation, biological process: rRNA methylation; maturation of 5.8S rRNA from tricistronic rRNA transcript (SSU-rRNA, 5.8S rRNA, LSU-rRNA); maturation of LSU-rRNA from tricistronic rRNA transcript (SSU-rRNA, 5.8S rRNA, LSU-rRNA). Gene Ontology annotation, molecular function: rRNA (guanine) methyltransferase activity; rRNA (uridine-2'-O-ribose)-methyltransferase activity. The record is from RefSeq and is a predicted model, not a curated record. The transcript is spliced from 20 exons.
CAAGAUGGCGCCUUCUGGGAGCCAGGGACGUGAGCGGCGCGAGAGGAAGCGGAAGUGCGUCAGUGCCUCCACGUGCAGCCCGGGUGGCGCGGCGCCGCGCCGAGUGAACGCCCGGGCUUGACAGCGGCCGGGGGCGUCGGGAAGCGGAGCGCGUCUCGGGGAGAGACCGGGACGUCGCCGGCCGGCGCCAUGGGCAAGAAAGGCAAAGUCGGGAAGAGCCGGCGGGACAAGUUCUACCACCUGGCCAAGGAGACGGGUUACCGCUCCCGCUCGGCCUUCAAGCUGAUCCAGCUCAACCGCCGCUUUCAGUUCCUGCAGAAGGCCCGGGCCCUGCUGGACCUGUGCGCCGCGCCCGGCGGAUGGCUGCAGGUGGCUGCCAAGUUCAUGCCGGUGUCCAGCCUCAUCGUGGGGGUGGACCUGGCUCCUAUCAAGCCCCUGCCCAACGUGGUGACCCUCCAGGAGGACAUCACCACGGAGCGCUGCAGGCAGGCCCUGAGGAAGGAGCUGAAGACCUGGAAAGUUGACGUCGUGCUCAAUGACGGAGCCCCCAACGUCGGGGCUAGCUGGGUUCACGAUGCUUACUCUCAAGCCCACCUGACACUGAUGGCUCUGCGUUUGGCUUGUGACUUCCUGGCCCGUGGGGGUUGCUUCAUCACAAAGGUUUUCCGCUCCCGUGACUAUCAGCCCCUGCUGUGGAUUUUCCAGCAGCUCUUCCACCGAGUCCAGGCCACCAAGCCCCAGGCUUCUCGCCAUGAGUCUGCAGAGAUCUUUGUCGUCUGUCAGGGGUUUCUGGCACCUGACAAGGUUGACAGUAAGUUCUUUGACCCCAAAUUUGCCUUCAAGGAGGUUGAAGUUCAGGCCAAGACUGUCACCGAACUAGUGACUAAGAAGAAGCCAAAGGCUGAAGGCUAUGCAGAGGGUGACCUUACUCUUUACCACCGGACCUCAGUCACUGACUUCCUCCGAGCUGCCAACCCUGUUGACUUCCUUUCCAAAGCCAGUGAGAUCUCAAUAGAUGAUGAAGAAUUGGCACAGCACCCCGCUACGACUGAGGACAUCCGGGCAUGCUGUCAGGACAUCAAGGUGCUGGGCCGCAAGGAGCUGAGGUCCCUGCUGAACUGGAGAACAAAGCUUCGGCGCUACGUGACCAGGAAACUGAAAGAGCAGGCGAAGGCGCUGGACAUUAGCCUUAGCUCUGGGGAGGAAGAGGAAGGUGAGGAGGAAGAGACAGCAGCAGAAGCGACUUCUAAGGAAGAAGAGGAGGAGGAACAACUGAACCAGACCCUCGCAGAGAUGAAGGCUCAAGAGGUGGCGGAAUUAAAGAGAAAGAAAAAGAAGCUGCUGCGAGAGCAGAGAAAGCAGCGGGAGCGCGUGGAGUUGAAGAUGGAUCUGCCCGGGGUCUCCAUCGCAGACGAAGGGGAGACGGGCAUGUUCUCCCUGUCUGCCAUCCGAGGGCAGAAGUUGUUGGAAAAAGUAUCCCAAGGGGAUAUGAGCGCUGCAGACACACUCCUGUCCGAUCCGCCAAGAGACGACAUCUAUGUGUCAGAUGCUGAGGAUGACGACACAUCUCUGGAUAGUGACCUGGACCCAGAAGAGCUGGCAGGAGUCAGAGCACCUCAGGACCUAAAGCGCCAAAAGCAUGUACAAUUUAGAAGUAUGCAAAUGGAAGAGGAUAAAGUAGAGGAAGAGGAGGAAGAGGAAGAGAAUCCAUUGCUGGUGCCAUUGGGAGAGAAGGCAGUACUGCAGGAAGAGCAAGCCAGCCUGUGGUUCUCCAAGGAUGGCUUCAGUGGCAUUGAGGAUGAUGCAGAUGAGGCCCUGGAGAUCAGCCAGGCCCAGCUGCUGUACGAGAACCGUCGGAAGGGACAGUCGCAGUCACAGUUGCCGCCGUCACCGACGCCGUCCAGCUUAAAAACUAAACCUCCUUUGUGCCCAGAUGAGAUCCCCAAAGGACCAGGGGCCUCUUCAGGGUCAGAGGCUACCUCUGACCUGGGAGGAAAGGAGGACAGCAGUAGCUCAGACAGCGACAGCAGUAGCAGCCAGACCGAAGAGAGCUGGAAGCCCCAGCACAGCAAGAAGCGCAGUCGUGAGCCCAAGUCAGAUGAUGGGUUUGAGAUUGUGCCUAUUGAGGACCCAGUGAAGCGUCGGAUCCUGGACCCAGAAGGCCUUGCUCUAGGUGCCAUGAUUGCAUCUUCUAAAAAGGCCAAGAGAGACCUGAUAGACAAUUCCUUCAAUCGGUACACAUUCAAUGAGGACGAGGGGGAGCUUCCAGAGUGGUUUGUGCAGGAGGAAAAGCAGCACAGAAUAAGGCAGCUGCCUGUUGACAAAAAGGAAGUGGAGCAGUACCGCAAACGUUGGCGGGAAAUCAAUGCACGCCCCAUCAAGAAAGUGGCUGAGGCCAAAGCCAGAAAGAAGCGGAGGAUGCUGAAGAAGCUGGAGCAAACGAAGAAGAAGGCAGAAGCCGUAGUGAACACUGUGGAUAUCUCAGAGCGUGAGAAGGUGGCACAGCUUCGAAGUCUCUACAAGAAGGCUGGGCUAGGCAAGGAGAAGCGCCAAGUAACCUACGUUGUAGCCAAAAAAGGUGUGGGUCGUAAAGUGAGGCGGCCAGCUGGAGUCAGAGGUCAUUUCAAGGUGGUGGAUGGUAGGAUGAAGAAGGACCAAAGAGCACAGCAGCGAAAAGAGCAAAAGAAAAAGCGCAAGUGAACAGAGUGGCAAACACCUCUGAGACUGUAGGACUGGGAACAGCGUGGUACUGCCUACUUCAGCCCUUCCCUCGCCUGUACUCCAGGGGAGGUGGGCCAGCCAGAGCUGUCUUGAGUAGCGAGGACAUUCUCCUGUCUGUUGACAAGCUAGACCCUGUAACAUCCCUGAAGAAUGUGGGGUGUUUGUGGUUAGAGCCCUGCCUUUUGUUUGGUUUUCACCCACCCCCAAUGGGAGAACACUAUGGGGGGUGGGAUGGGUCAAGGAGAUGCCUUUAAAAAUUUCACUAGAGUGGUCCAGGAGGUGGCACAGUGGGUAAAAGCAUUAGACUCUCAAGUAUGAGGUCCCAAGUUCAAUUCCCGGAAGCACAUGUACCAGUGAUGUCUGGCUCUUUCUC